Molecule: messenger RNA, 1782 nt
Organism: Cotesia congregata
Lineage: Eukaryota; Metazoa; Arthropoda; Insecta; Hymenoptera; Braconidae
Source: the annotation of a GenBank genome assembly
AUGUCAUUUGGAACAAGUUUUGGCGCGGCCGCGCCAGCAAGUCAGCCGUCAUUUAAUUUUGGCAGUCAAACUACUACAGCAACUCCUGUUAAACCAACAACAACCUCUCAGAGCCUGUUCGGAACUCCAGGCUCAAACUUCGGUUCCGCAGCGCCAACCUUCGGAACUCCCUCAACAAACUUCGGAACAUCAACCUCCGGAACGACAAACACCUUCACAAGUACAGGUUCGACCUUCGGGUUCGGAACUCAGAACUCAACAUCCUUCGGCGCUCCAGUGUCCUCCAGCUUCGGAACGACUUCAACAUUCGGCUCCGGAGUUCCAACCUUCGGAUCAGCCCCGAGUUCCAGCAGCUUCGGGUUCGGGAACUUCGGAAGCAACCCUCCGACCACGAGUUCCAGCUUGUUCGGGGCGUUCCCGAGCACCAGCGCUCCAGCGUUCGGUUCCACGUUCAGUUCCUUCGCAAAACCCGCGACAACUUUCGCAGGGUUUGGAACUCCAGGGUUCGGAGCGACAACAACUACUCAAUCCGGGUUCGGAACCGGAACUGGCUUGUCCUUUGGAACAGGAACUGGAACUCUGGGGUUCGGCCAACAGCCGGCGCCCCAGGCUUCUGCAUCAGAGGCGCUUUACAAUGCGGUUUUCAAUUGCCAGCUGUUUAAUGACGAAAGGGACAAUACAAUUGCCAGGUGGAACCUCAUCCAGGCACUCUGGGGAACCGGCAAGGCUUUCUACGCUGCUGAUAAACCGCCCCUGGAACUCAAUCAGGAGAACCUUCUCUGCAGGUUCAAGGCUAUUGGCUACAGCUGUAUGCCUGUUACUGAGAACAAUGAUGGCCUUGUGGGUCUUUGUUUUAAUAAGAAGGAACAGGAACUCAAAGAUUCUAAGCAGCAAUUGGUCACCUCACUUAGUGCUAUUCUCGGGAACAAGCCGAACUUGACAGUCACUGUUGAUAAUGUCAAAGGAACUGGGGAGAAUAAAACUCAGGUCACCAUCUAUGUUACCGAGAAAGGAGUCACGGGAUCGGUUAGGAAAAUUCCUGCUAAUGAGUUGGUAGGGUUCCUCAGUCAGCCGAUGCAGAAACAGCAGCUUACUAAUAUGGGGAUUGAUAAUAUGUUUGCCCAGGUCAAACUUGACGCAGCUGCCUUGAAAGAGUAUCUAGACAAUCCACCAUCCUCAAUCGACCCUAGGUUAUGGAAGCAAGCCCAAUUGGACAACCCGAAUCCGGAAAGCUACAUUCCAGUUCCAAUGAUCGGGUUCCAGCAAGUCAAGCACAGAUUAAAGUGCCAGGAAGAGGAAACUGCGCGGCACCGCGCGUUCUUGGAUUUAGUCGCCGAGGAGAUCCAGGAACUCCAGAGGGCGCACACCGCGACUCAAGCUAGGCUGAAGGAACACAGGCGCUCGCUCCUGGAACUUCAGCACAGAGUUCUUCAGGUUCUGGUCAAGCAGGAGAUUACCAGGAAGGUCGGACUCAGCUUGCAGCCCGAGGAGGAAGUUUUGACCAAGAGGUUCGAGGCCAUGUAUGCACAAAUUAGCGCACCCACCCAGUUUAAAGGGAGGAUCAGCGAGAUGCUUUCGCAGUUAAGAAUGCGCAGGCAUGUUGAUUUGCAAGGACAGGAACGAUAUAGUAUGGAUCCUAUUGCUCAGGAUGAUAUUAAAGCGUAUCUGAGCUUGGAACAACAAGGAAUGGCCCAAUUGAUUGACACAAUCACCACCGAUCUGGAAUCCCUGAAAGUUAUCAAAGACGGUAUGGCGGAUCUUCUUACCGGCAACACAGCUUAG